This is a messenger RNA of Schistosoma margrebowiei, 1635 nucleotides long. NCBI's taxonomy places the organism in Eukaryota, Metazoa, Platyhelminthes, Trematoda, Strigeidida, Schistosomatidae. The record is from the annotation of a GenBank genome assembly.
GAUUUCUUAUGACCUUCAAAACAAAACAUCCUAUUGGUUACAAAUCAUUGAUCUUUCAAGGGCACAACAAUCAAAAUGUUUGUUUAUUAAUCCCUUAUUGGUUACCUAUCAAUUCACCAAUCAUAUGUGGAGAAAGAGAAUUAAACGAAUGUAUAAAUUCAAAUGGACUGAUUAACUAAGCACAGUUUCUAAGACUAAUCCCCUUAUAAUGAAGCAUAAGUCGAUGAUACAUCAUAAUCAUUCAAAUUCUCGAAGGAAACAUCCUAAACGAUGUACUUUAAUUAUAUAUCAUAUUAGUUUAGGAUUAAUAUUUAUUGGAAUUAUUCUUACAAUUAUUGGAUUAACAACACAAAGAUUAUUUCAUAUUUAUAUUUAUGAUCAUCGUAAUCCAGCAAAAUUUCAUCAUUUACAUAUACCAAUUGGUUUAUUUUCAAUGAGUACACAUAUUACAUGGUUAUCAAUGGAAAAAUCAAUUUUAUCUGAAAAUCUUGAAAUAAAUGAUCUUCGUUGGACAUUGGCUAGAAUAAUGAGUUUAAUAGGUUUAUUGACAGCAAUUACAUCUUUCAUAAUUCAUAUAAUUCUAGCAUAUUUUCAAACAAAUCGUAAAUGGUUAAAUGUACUAGCUGAAGUUGUAUUUCUUCUGAUAGCUGUUGCAUGUGUAUUGGUUGGAUUAAGUUUAGCUGAAACAGAAAUUGAAUAUAUUCAUGAUCAUGGUGAUAUGAUUCUAACAAAAGUUCUUCUUUCAAAUGGUUUAAUGGGAACAAAUGAUGAAUAUACAAAUCAAUUCUAUUUAGAUAAAAAUAAUAAUAAUAAUCAAUUAAUGAUUAACAGAGAUAGUACUGGUGGUAAUUUCAAUCUGGAAGAUAAUACUGCUAUCAAUGGUCUUAGUAGUAGUAGUAGUAGUGGUGGUGUUGGUAGUGGUAGUAGUGGCAGUAGUAUUAGUAGUAGUACAGACAAUGAUCGUUUAGGUUUAUCUGGUGAAUUCGCCUUAUUACUUACUCCACCAUUAUCAAGUUUUUUUUUAUUAAUUUCAGCUGAUUUUAUUUAUUUAUUAAGUUUUCUUGCAGUACUUAUUUAUUUUGUACGUUUAUGUGAAAAAGCUGAAGCAGAUAGAAAACAAAUGAAAUGCGCUGAAACAACAAGUUCUGUUUAAAAUAAACUAAUCACUAUGGUCUCAUUUAAGUAUCAUUUCUUUAUUCUCCCUCUCUUUCUAUUUGUGUGUGUGUGUGGGUGGGGGUGGGUGAGAGUGGAGUAAGGUUCGUAUGUCGAUAUUCACAAGUUGAAUAUUCUUAAAGAGAAAUGGAAACUAUACAAAAUCUAUUUGGAUACUAAUUAUCUUGUUUAAUCUUAUUUCAUUUAUUUUCAAUACUAUUUAUUAAGUGUUAUUUAUUCAAGUAGAACUAUCACAUUAUGUAUGAUCUAUUGUCAUUAUUUAUUGUUUGUGACAUUUCACUGAAGGUUACUUCAAUGUGUCUUCUUCAUCUUCUUCUUUUGUGCAUGAGCAUUAAAAUAAUACUUGAUUUAAUGAUAAUGAAAUCAAGUGAUCUAUUUUCAAAGCUUCUUGUGUGUAUGAGAGAGAUAAUCUUCUAUUCGUGCAUUUUUUCUUGUCAAAGAAAAUACAUUUUCAGCAUUGAA